This is a messenger RNA of Prosopis cineraria, 2206 nucleotides long. RefSeq lists its product as uncharacterized. The transcript has 8 exons. The record is from RefSeq and is a predicted model, not a curated record. Lineage: Eukaryota; Viridiplantae; Streptophyta; Magnoliopsida; Fabales; Fabaceae. Gene Ontology annotation, cellular component: nucleus; delta DNA polymerase complex. Gene Ontology annotation, molecular function: DNA-directed DNA polymerase activity. Bases 205 to 1719 code for a protein of 504 amino acids. Gene Ontology annotation, biological process: DNA synthesis involved in UV-damage excision repair; nucleotide-excision repair, DNA gap filling; DNA replication.
UCUAUGGUAUGGGGACCGAACCCGCGAGUUCCAGUCAUGGACCUCGAGGUCAGUUAGAAGGCGACCCGGAAUUGCAGGGGUUGGCGGGAAAAUGAGAGCCCUUUGCGGACGGAAAAUGCAACUUUGUAUCAGAAUCAGAAUGCAGAGGAAUUGUUCGCUUCGAUUGUUUGUACCAUAGUCGUCGUCUUGAUAGGCUUUACGGUAAUGGCGCAGACAGAAACCCUAGGUAUACUCGAAGAUAUUGAGUCCCUCGUCUCGGAUAAGCUCCAAGUGGUAUCUUACAAAUGGCUAAGUCGCAAUUAUAUGGUGUCAUCUGAUGCUGCAAAGAAGUUACUUCAGGAGUUUGUUCAAAAGCAUGGAACUGGAUUUGAAGUGAUAUACAAGUUGUCUGGCUGGUUAAAGAAUGAUUCUCCAAGUUACCAUGUAAGGCUUGUUGCUGGGCCAAAGCUUGCAGAAGUACAAAAGGAAUUUGAUGGUAAUUGCUCAGUUCAGGUUUAUAGUGUGCAAGCUAGCAUUCCAAAGGAUCCAGCUGUGCUAUGGAAUGCAGAAUUCGUUCAAGCAGAGGAGCUCUUCAAGCAGCCUUCCUCAGUAGACAAUUGUUUGAGAGAUAACAGGUUCUGUGGGAUUUCAAAUUCUUUUGUUCGACGGAAUGCGGACAGCCCACAAUCAUUUCCUGCUGCUCAACAGGCAAAACCUGCAGCAGACCUGGGUGUACCGGAGUCCAUUCCCAAAGUUGCUCCAAAAUCACAUAAUGUGCUGAAAGAUGUCAAAAGUGAAAGCAACAGUACAGUCAAUGCAAGAAUGUCUGAGCAUGUCAAUAAGCCUGAAGAUAAAGAAAAGUCCUUCCCCUUGCCCACAGUAAAAAAGAAAGUGCAAGCUGAUAAAAGCUCUGCUUCUGGAGGUUCACUGGCAAAUCUAUGGGGUCGUGCAGCUGCAAAAUCCAAGCCUUCAUCUGUGCCUGUAGAAAAUAGUAAUGCAGUGUCAAAUUCUAUCGUUGCUAGUGCAGAAGCCCAAAUCAGUGCUCGUGAAGGAGGAGAUGUUGGCAGCAGUGAUAAUGAUAGUCAAGAUUUUACCUUGAGGAAAUCAUCCGCUAGUGAACGUUCCAGGAAAAGGAGGGUUGUCCUUGAUUUCUCAGAUGAAGAUGAGGAAGAUGUUAUUAGUCUAGCAUCACCUGAAUUACCAAAAGGACUGACAUCACAGGACCACAAACAUGAUGAUAAAGGUUCAUCAGAGAAUGGCACUUCAAACAACUUGCAAAUUGACAAUAAGUGUAAGGUCAAGGAAGAGAGCACAAACCAAUCACCGAGGGAAGAUAGUUCAGUUAUCAGCAAGUGCACUAGUAUUGGGAAGUCAUCUGCUGAUAAAACUCAAAAGUAUGCUCCUGAAGUUGGUGUAAAUAAGAAGGAUAAUCUAGACAAUACUGCUCCUUGUUCACCUAAGAGGAGAAAAGUGUUGAAAACAAGGAUUGAUGAACGCGGGAGAGAAGUAACGGAAGUUGUCUGGGAGGGGGAGGAAACAGAAGCAAAGAAAGCUGAUAAUGCUACCACAAAGAAAGAUGACAAGGAUGCAUCUACCACUACUGUCAACAGGGUUCCGGCAGCUAAAAAGUCAUCAGCAAAUGCCACUCCUAAUCCUACUGGAAAAGGAGGAAACAAGAAAUUAGGAAACCCGAAGGAUCCUAAACAAGGCAAUAUUCUUUCAUUCUUCAAAAAAGUUUGAAAGUUUUGGAGAAUCAUCAUGAUGAAGAGACUGUCCUUUCGGCAGGACCAUUCUCUAUGCAAGUCUCUUCAUGAUUGUGAGGGUUUUGCAGUCUUCAGAUCUGUUUCUGUUUUGGUUGCUAGUUUCACUGGAACCUGAAAGCGGGAUAACGUACCUUUAUUUUCUAGUCGUAACAAGAUGUGUAUGGUUUCCUUGCGUAUUCUUGAUGCAACUGAUAGAUUGAACUCCCAUGUGUGUAGUUGUUUACAAUCCAAUAGUUGUCAAAAUGAUGGACCAAACUCAAAAGUCCAGCAUGAUAGAGUAGUUCUGGAUGCUAGGCUGCUUAAGAAAUUAGAUAUACUUGUGCUUUCAGGUAAAAGGUAUCUAAUGUGCGAAAUGACAAGCGGAGAUGGUGUCCAAUUACGACAGGCAUUUGUUCAACUGGUCAUGUAAAUACGGUUUGAGAGUCCACUAGAAAAUAAGAUUCAACAUUUCAGAUUUCAUUUUA